CGCAGAAAAAUAUCCUCUUUUUGGCUUUACUCCUCAGUAAUUUCAGGUUUGGCUCCAUUUUUCGUCUCUUCUUUGUACGAGGGGCCAAUUUACACUCUAUUCUCAGUCCACUAUUUUCCUCUUAAAAAGAUAACGGGUAACCAUAUUCCAGCUCACCAUUUUAAAAAUAUACGCACCGGCUGCAAGAGUCUCUAUCGGCGAUGACUACCACCGAUUCGCAAGUGAGAGUCAAAGUAUACGAGCUCGAGCACGGUACAAAUUGGGUUGACAAAGGCACUGGGUUCUGCACAUUGGAGGACUACCAGGGCGUUUUGCAUCUCAAUGUCGCUUCCGAGGAAGGGCCCAGCCGGCUAUUGCUAGACUGCGUCGUGCAGCGAGGCGAGGUGUACCAGCAGCAGGAAGCUACGCUGAUUGUGUGGACAGAGCCGACCGGCGAGGACCUUGCGCUGAGCUUUCAGGAACCUGAAGGGUGCAUGUCGAUACUAAACCAAAUAACCGAGUUUGAGAACGCAAUGAACGACAGUGCGCUUGGCGACAGCUUUCCCCACCCCGAUUUGGUCCUGCCCAAGCCAGCAAUGGGGUCGCUAAAGGAGAUCGAGGCGGCGAUUAUCGAGGCCGGGCAUUCGAUAUACCAUCGAGACAAACUGGUGUCAUUUCUGGUUAACAACAACUACUUCGAACAGCUGCGGGAGCUGCAUGAGACGUGCGAGGAUCUGGAUGCGACUGAAGAGCUACGUCACAUCUUCGACAUCAUGCAGCGCAUCAUUCUGCUCAACGACUCGUCAGUGCUCGAGUGUAUAGUGCGCGAUGGCAACAUUCUGGCUGUAGCUGGUAUGCUCGAGUACGAGCCGCAGCACUCCGUGGAGCGUGGUACAUACCGCAACUUUCUGCGCGACAACUCCCGGUUCAAACAGGUAGUACCGAUCCCGGAUCCAGCAAUGGAAGCCAAAAUCCACCAGACUUUCCGGCUGCAGUACCUAAAAGACGUUGUGUUGCCACGGAUCCUGGACGAAGGCACGCUGACCAUCAUCAACUCGCUCAUAUUCUUCAACCACAUCGAGAUUGCCAACUACUUCCAGCAGAACCAUGCCUUUCUCAAAGAUCUGUUCGACAUUCUGCACGAGUCGGACGAUCCAGAGCGGCGACGCAACGUAGUGCUGUUUGUACGCCAGUUCUGCACAAUAGCCAAGAACCUGCCCAUCAACUACCGGAUCGGGCUCUACCGCACCCUGAGCCAGCACGGCCUGUUCACCAUUUUCGAGUUUUCGUUACAGGAUGAGGACCAAUCACUGCGCAUGUCGGGUGCUGACGUACUGAUGACGGUUCUGGAGCAGGACCGCGCCCUUGUGCGUUCCUAUGUACUAGCGCAGAUUAGCCAACAGCGCGAGGGCACAACACUGCUGAGUCUUAUCAUCCAGGGCACCCGCAAGGACAUUGGCUCACCGAUCCAGGUGCAGUGCUGCGAAAUGCUGCGUAUGAUUCUUGACACCAUGCCGCCGCCUAGCGAGAGCUUCGGCAUGCAGCCAGACAUUGGAAUCGGCGGACAAGCAGAUCGCGAGACAGACGCGUUCCUGCGCCUAUUUUACGAAAAAUAUGCGUUCGACGCCAUGGAGCCACUGCUGUGUUUGACUGCCACCGACAUUGUCAAAAUCGACGUCCACGACAAGCGCGCCAAUAUGCUGUUGUUUCUGUGCGAUCUCCUGUCGUUCAUGGUCAGGCAGCACUCGUAUCAGGCGCGGUACUUUGUGUUUUCGUCGGGCAUCUCCAAGCCCAUCAGCAAUAUGCUGUCGGCGAAGCCAAAGUAUCUGCGGCUGGCAGCCCUGCGGUUCAUCCGUACGUGCGUUGGCAUGUGCGAUGAACUAUACAACAAGCAGCUGGUUGGCCAGCGCCUGCUCGACCCAAUUGUCGAGCUGUUUGUUGAGUCGUCGAGGCGCGAUAAUCUGAUCACAUCGGCAUGCCGCGAGCUGUUCAAGUUUAUCGCCAACCACAAAAUCGCGGAUCUACUGUCACAUUUCGUCACAGUGCACGCAACGGCACUGGCCAAGGUACCGGCGACACUUGAGCAUCUGAAGCACACUUACGAGGAGUACCUGGAAGACGUUGAGCAGGAAAAGAACGGUGGGACCACGACACCCACAGUGAAGCACAGCGGGCGCAUGUCUGUGUCGAUUAACAUGUUGGCUGGCAGAGAGGCAGAGUCAGCGACUGAGUCCAGCGGCAACGAUGUCGGUGGAUUGUGGAAGAGCAACGCCACUGAUGCCGUGGAGGAGGCGUAUUUUGACGAUAUUGACGACGACGCCGAGACAGCAGCAGACACGACAAAGGCAAAGCCGGCGAGGAGCCCAAUCCUCUCGGCACCGUCAAACAGCAACGGCGCCAUGGGCAGCGGCGGGGACCCUGAAAUCGACAUGGCUGAUAUUGGGAUCCGGUCACCAUUGUCCAGCAAGUCGCCGCUCAUUGCCGAUACUGACCAUCCAGACCGCUCCCCUCUGGUUGCCGAAGUCGGCAGCUCCAAACAAAGCCCGCUUCUAGCUCCACGGUCCCCUAAGCCGUUCCGACCGCGCAAUCUCAGCAGCGGGUCGACUGACUCGAAAGAUGCUGACACUGACUCUGUUGACUCUGAGGCUGAAUCCAGCGGCGAUUCCGACGGAUUCCAUCGGAUAUCCAUGUCAGAUGCGUUCCCCGACAGCAAGCUGAUCAACCGCAAGAUGGCGUCAAAGCCCCUGCUGCGCCGCAGCGACUCAUCGAUCAAGAUCGUGAUGACUUCACGGCCCAACUCCCUGGUCAAUGGCGACGCAAACGGCGUGCACAAAUCGCCGUUUGGCAAGCGCCCGCAUUCUUCAGGGGGCAGCAAUGGUACAGCACCCAAAAAGAUCGGGCUCGCUAAUGGCACAGGGCAUGGCUUGAGUAAGGCGGACAAGGAGCGGCCAACUGCUGCCAGUGAGAUGGCGGCCGACGGGCUGGCAGCGGCAACAAAACUGGCAGCUGCCACUACGUGUGCACAGGACUCGGCUCCAAUAGGUCUUGUGUCAAAGUCUGCUGGACCCGAGAGCCCAGCACCACCUAAAAAGGCCAAGACUGCGUCGACAUAGUGGGGCACUUGGUGCGUCUUUGUAUGGUGAAAUAUAAAGUGUGUAAGGCUAUAUUCUAGU
Molecule: messenger RNA, 3152 nt
Organism: Linderina pennispora
Lineage: Eukaryota; Fungi; Kickxellomycota; Kickxellomycetes; Kickxellales; Kickxellaceae
Product: DUF625-domain-containing protein
Exons: 5
Coding region: 201-3092 (963 amino acids)
Biological process (GO): DNA damage response; protein dephosphorylation
Cellular component (GO): protein phosphatase 4 complex; nucleoplasm
Molecular function (GO): protein phosphatase activator activity
Source: RefSeq, a predicted model, not a curated record